This is a messenger RNA of Alternaria atra, 798 nucleotides long. RefSeq lists its product as uncharacterized. The transcript has 2 exons. The coding region runs from base 1 to 798 and encodes 265 amino acids. The record is from RefSeq and is a predicted model, not a curated record. Lineage: Eukaryota; Fungi; Ascomycota; Dothideomycetes; Pleosporales; Pleosporaceae.
AUGGCAUGGCCAUCCCCAACCUCCGCCGGCGCAGACCCCUCCAACCAGUACAUGGCCGAACAGCAGCAAUACCAACAACUUACAAGCAACAUGAAUAACCCGUCGACCACAACCCCCUACAGCCACGACCCUGUUACCAGCGAAGAAAUUGCCGGAGAAUACGAAUUCAACACUUCACACCAUCCGGGACCUCAAGGAACUUAUUUAACAGCAAUGGGUUUCCAGCUGCCCCAACAGACAAGCCUAGGCGGUCCCAGCAGUGGUCCCAGCGGUCAUAGUCCGGCGCGCGUCGUCGCUCGUCCCUACGCGCAAUCGCCACAAGGACAUCAACAACAAGUAGGAGGAUCAGGAGGAUCGGGAGGAUCAGGAAAUGGCAGCGGCAGUGGUGUAGCCCCCAGUAAAUCCAUGCUAGAAACAAGGAAGAGUCUACAAGCGCGAGGCAAGAACUACCAUUUUGGUUCUGGCGGGCCGCAGGGGAGGGAGUGGGAGGAGAGGCAGAGGAGGGACGAGGCAGUUAGUAUAUUAGAGAGCGAAGAGAUGAUUAUGUGGAUCGCGGGGGUGAGAAAUGAGAGUAUACCGCAAACGCGUGCGCACUACCGGAAUAUCGUCCUCGGUCUUACACAGUGGGAGAAAGAUGAUGUGGCUUGGCGUGAUGAAUGGGAGCUCCAAGGUAUGGGGGGUGGAUCUGCAGAAGGGCAGAGUAUGACGGGCGGGAGUCCAGCGAGGAGUGGAAAGGGCAAGGAGAGGGAUGUUGCUAAGAUGAGGAAGAGGGUCAGUUCUGGACAAGGACAUGGUUGA